GCGCGCGGUAACGGCUAAAUGCCGCGAGACUAGCUACUACAUCGUGGUUCUCAUAAGAAUUCAUUAAUAAAAUUGACGUUCGCAAAGGUGUGUCGUAGGUUCGAAUUUCGAAUAGUGAGUGAACAUUGUGCAUUGAGGUGAAAACGAAUGAAUUGUCCAAUACAUAUAAUGCUUCUGAAUUUACUUAAUUUACGCUGUUUACGGAGUGUAAAUUAAUUCUAACACAAUUAUUGCACACUCGAGUGAUUUGCCUUUGAUCAAGAGUUAUGAAGUAAACAUGCACCAAAACAGAUAUCAACAUAUCCCCUGAUGUCUAGAACAUUCCCCGAGAUUGGCUGAUCAUGCAGCCAUGGCUAGCGGCAAGGCUCUGUAUUCUAUAGCUGUUGUAGUGAUCGGAUUUAUAUGCUUCGUUGUUGGAGCAGUCGCUGUCGGACUUCCCACUUGGGGGCACUUUUACAGCUUAGAGAACCCGAACUUCGAUCAAGGUUAUUUCGGACCAUGGCGAGUGUGCAAGCGUCUGCUUUACUACAGGGAGAAGUGCGGCAUCGAUGUAUCCAAGUUCAGACCCUCCCUGGCGGUCUAUAUAGCGGGGGUUGUGGCUGCGGUUGGUGUGUCAAUUUUAGGAGUCUUCUGCAUACUAUCAGUGCUGCAACUGGCUAUGAUAUCCUCGAAGGAGAAGGUCGGUUUCAAGUACACACACCUGGUGAUGAUAAAACUGGCUCUGGCGCUACUAGCAACCUUACUGUCCAUAGCAGCGGCUGGUCUGUUUGCUGUCCAGGGCGAUGACAGAGGUUUCUAUCUAGUUAGAGGGGAGGCGUUCUAUGUUCAGAUAGUAUGUAUUGUUAUAAACUCAGCAUUGUUCAUAAUGUCCGUCUACGACGCGCUGUUCUCGCGACGGGAAGGUGGUGACCCCACCACCACCGAGGAGGCCGGUGGUACCACCAUCAAUAACCCGGGAUUUAAGGAGGGGAGAGGCAUAUCGAUGACAGAUGCUUCCGGCAAGCCAUACAGCACCAAUGGCCAUGGGAGUGUGGCUUCCAUGAACACCACAGCCACAACACUCACAGGCUUAUCAGAUAGCACCAUCACAAGGUCUCCGUUGAGAUCAUCGUUGAAGAAACCCAAACCCAAAGACGGUAUGGGAAUACAGAAUCCCGGUUACUCGGGACAUUCACCACCCUUGAACAGGAAUGGAAGUCAGAAGAAAGUCCGCAUACAGACACAUAGCACUGAAGUUUAAAUGAUUAAUGAAUUUAAAUGAAUUAAUAUUGAAUGUUGUAUGAAUGAAUGACAUUAAUUAAUAAGCGGAAAUGUUAAACUGUUUACAUUUAAGUUACAUGUAACUGUUUUACAUUUAGUAUUUCAUUCGUUUAAGUUAUAUAAUUUUUAUUAAGACACUUGAUGUCUCUCAAUGUUGAUAUUGUCUAUUAGCUAAUUUGAAUAUAAAAAAAAUUAUGAACAAUCUUUGAUCUUGUGUUUUAGUACAAAUAAUUUAUAUGUUUGGUUGUCAAAGCGCAAAAACUACAACGUUAUGCACAAUGCAGAGGUAUGUUAAUUUGUUUUUAUUACCUAAUAAUUAAUUUUACAUACAAAAUUCUCUAAAAACGCUUUCAGGCGUAUCCUUUAUGGUUAUUGAAUGAAAAACUAAUAAGUACAUUUAAAUGUAAUUAAGACAGUUAAAUGUAUUAUUAUUACACAAAUUUAUUGCUUUAUCUGUGACACAAAGAAUGUUCUUAUAUCCAAGUUCACUUAAAUGACAAGUGGUUUGAAAAUGAACAUAAAGUAAAAAAAAUUACUUAAUUGAAUGUCUAGGUCUAUUUUUUUUUAAAGACUAUUUAAAGGUAUGAGUAAUGUAUUAAAAAAAAUACAUAUAUACAUAUAUAUAUAUGUGAUUUUCCAUCCAGGAGAUGUCUGUGUAUUUUGUUUUAUUAUUGAGCUACACACAUGUAUAUAAGCGCACAGUGUUAGGAAAUAAAAAUAUUUCUACAUUUUAUUUUUAUUUUUUUUUAUUAUAUAAUUUUUGUUCUAAAUAAAAUAUAUUGUAGACGUGUUAAAGCUUGUGUAAAUAACGCUGCGUUGUUUGUUAUAAAUUUCAUUUACAAGCGAGCGAUUUUAAUGACGAUUUUAUUUACGAAAAUUACAAUAUUAAUUGACAAGAAUAAAAAAAGUUUUUAGCUGUGUAGUCAUGUUAUUUAUAAUGUUGUGAAUAUAACUUUUGUGUGUAUAGGUUGAAUGUAAAUAUAUUUUGAUGUAAUCUUAACCCACCAUACAUUUCGACAAUCACUCGUUAAUAUUAAUUUAAUUUUAUAUAUCAUUUACCUGAUAUCCAAUGUGCCUCUUCGUUUUUCUUAUAAAAAUUUUAGCCCAAGAUCUUUUUAUUUCAUAUAAUAUUAUAUAUAUUAUUUACUUGAACUGUUUGUGUAUUUAUUAAAAUAUUAUUUCUUAUAUACAUCCAAGUAUAUGACAUUUUAUAUUAUAAUAUUAUAUACUAUAGUAUUUUAAGUAUGCAACAUCCGUCCAAAUUCUGGUCCUUAUUAAGUUUUUAACCAUAGAUCAUAACUAUAAGUGUAAUAGAAUAAACAUUUUAUUAUUGUUAGAGUUUCUUGUUUGCAAAGCGAACUAUUUGUAUUAGGAAUUGUUUUGAUUGUAACAUUGUUUAUAUGAUGCCAUUAAAUGUAUUAGAAAUUAAAUUUUAAUUUUUUUUUUUACAUAUCUACUAACAGUCUGAAUGAACGUAUAUAUUAUCAAGUAUUACAAAUUCAAAUUAUUGCAAUUUUUUUUUUCUUAAUAAAAUUAAAAUGUUUAAUAUAAAAAUGAUUUGUAUAAUUUUUGAUUUUAGACGGACCGCAAUAAAUACGCUUGUUAUGUUUUUUUUUUUUUUUAAAUCCGUAUUCGGUACUUGAAUUAUUUUUAUGACCUCUGUACUGUUAUCCGUCCGAUGUGAACCAUUCAAAUGUUAAAAUUGUAUUUAGAUUCCGAAUAAAAGAUUUUUUUUAUUA
This is a messenger RNA of Danaus plexippus (monarch butterfly), 2999 nucleotides long. RefSeq lists its product as uncharacterized. The transcript is spliced from 8 exons. The record is from RefSeq and is a predicted model, not a curated record. The coding region runs from base 350 to 1240 and encodes 296 amino acids. NCBI's taxonomy places the organism in Eukaryota, Metazoa, Arthropoda, Insecta, Lepidoptera, Nymphalidae.